Exophiala mesophila is the source of this 2848-nucleotide messenger RNA. RefSeq lists its product as uncharacterized. Gene Ontology annotation, cellular component: cytosol. The record is from RefSeq and is a predicted model, not a curated record. Gene Ontology annotation, biological process: iron-sulfur cluster assembly. Bases 88 to 1053 code for a protein of 321 amino acids. Gene Ontology annotation, molecular function: ATP-dependent FeS chaperone activity; 4 iron, 4 sulfur cluster binding; ATP binding. NCBI's taxonomy places the organism in Eukaryota, Fungi, Ascomycota, Eurotiomycetes, Chaetothyriales, Herpotrichiellaceae. The transcript has a single exon.
CAUCUAUCACUCAUGCUUGUCCAUGCUAUACCACAGUCGAAACGUCCGGUGUCUUGUGAAUGACAGUCAUAAGGCAUCUCUGUCAUCAUGGGUCUUGAAAAUAUCAAGCACAUCGUUCUCAUCUUGUCUGGAAAAGGCGGCGUUGGCAAAUCCAGUACCACCAUCCAAUUAGCCCUGGCGCUUUCUCAACAAGGUCACAAUGUUGGAAUCCUCGACAUCGAUCUGACAGGUCCUAGUAUUCCACGUCUACUCAAUCUAGAGGACAAGAAGGUGACGCAAGCACCUGGCGGCUGGCUCCCUGUCAAGGUCCACGAUGCACAGAAUGUCCAGUCAUCUGAAGCCAACGGCACCAACACCACUUCCUCUCCUCAAUCCCGGGGCUCUCUUCAUGCCCUUUCUCUCGCCUUCCUUCUCCCCUCCCGCGAUGCCGCCGUCAUCUGGCGCGGCCCCAAAAAGACUGCCAUGAUCCGUCAGUUUGUGUCAGAUGUGCUGUGGCCUCCCAACACCGACUACCUCCUCAUCGAUACCCCACCAGGCACGAGUGACGAGCAUAUAGCCAUUGUGGAAGAGCUGCACAAACUAGCUUCAAGCGUGCAGCCUGCACGGAAUGGAAAUGGAAUCGCUCUCAAUACAGAUACAAAGCCCAAGCUGUCAGGGGCCGUGGUUGUCACCACACCACAAGCCAUAUCCACCGCAGAUGUGAGAAAAGAGUUAAACUUUUGUGUCAAGACCCAAGUUCCGGUACUUGGAGUCAUCGAGAACAUGUCUGGGUACCUAUGCCCGUGCUGUGGCGAGAUCUCCAAUGUCUUUAGCAAAGGAGGUGGGGAAAUCAUGGCUCGAGAGGCCGGUGUUCCAUUUCUGGGCUCCGUCCCCAUCGACACCACUUUUGGCGAUCUCGUCGAAGGAGUCAAGAUCGCUCAGAAUGAAUCAGCCUCUAACAACGGCACCUCAACCUCCUCCGAGUUGGUCGAGCGAUACCGCGACUGCGGAUUGAACCCUCUGUUUACGGCCUUUGCUACGACAGUUGAUCAGAAAGUUGAAUCCACAUCGUGACCCCAUGGAAGAUGACAGAUGCAUCGGAAAAUCUUAUAGUGGACACUAGUCCGAAGACUACAAUCCUGCUUGUGGCAUCCGGCCAAUUCAUGCUAACAUGUCUCAGCGCGCCUGGCCAGGGUAUUGACCUCAAAUAGAGGUACUGCGGACUUUUGAUCGCCGGAUAUCACUCCCGAUGGUGGCCUGGUCGCCAUACUUGGAGAGCAAGAGAAUCUCCGCCUGGGUAAAAGAUAGCACCAUGGCACGGCAUCCUCACCUAUUCCAACAAAACAGCUUGGAAAUGACUGCCUCGAACCUGAGCUGGUCAACUGCGUUAGGAAUGAGUCCUGAACAAACGAUUAAUCGUCCAGGCAUUCAUACAUUCAGGACAAAGUGAGCGCAGACAAGAGCCUCCUCUGAGGUCAAAGUUGGAAACAACACUCCCCAGACAUGUUUCAUGAGAGAUGUCUUGGUACCAAUAUAAACUUCAUUUGAACAACUCUAUGCCGAGUGCUCAUCUAUCCUUUCAAACUGUUAAUGUCGAUUGUCGGUCUGAUGCCAUGCUUCAUUAUGGGACUAUUGAAGAAGUCCUCAUAGUUGUGCAAUGCGACGGUUUGGACUCUCGAUACCUCCACCUCUUCUCGGCCUCGCGUGACAACAUCCUCUUCAUAUUGAUCCAUGGCCUGGGUCAGAGUCUUUUCACCCGAUUUGACGGCCAACAUGGCAUGAACAAAGCGCUCACUGUCUCGAAUGGCGUUGUUUGCCCCUUGUCCUCGGUCUAUUCAAAAAUCAGUAUACGCUUUGAAGACCCUGGCGACACCUACGAAAGGUCAUGCUGUGGGCAGCAUCUCCAGACAAUGUCACCCUGCCCCCUCGGUUGUCCCAACCCGAUUUUGGUCCCCAGAUCUUGAAAGGAACCGCUUUUGCUUUGGUUUCAGGUGGGAUCCAUUCCACCGCUGAUCGAUAUGGAUCCGCCCAACCGUCCAUUCUCUUCUUCAAUUCCUGCACCAUAUCUUUGCCCUCUCGAUAGUCGUCUUCCGAUCUUGGCCAUGUCGCAAGAAUAUAAAAGAUCCAGGUCUCUGGUUUCUCGAGAUCAGGCUUGUCAAGGAGGAAGAUUCCAAUGUACAUUGACUUGGGAUGGAUGCCCACGUCCACAAUGGGAUGCAUCAUUUUGUCCAUCAUGACUGCCCUCUCGGCAGUGUAGGUGAAUGAGAAAUUGAGGAACGUAUAAGGAAGAACAGUCGAAAUGGCUGCGUCACCAAGAAGCCACUGACGAACCCACGAUCCACCACCGUCCGAACCGACCAAGACUGAACCGGAUUCGGAAGUGCCGUCAUGGAAGUGAGCCACAACUCCAUCUACAUUGACUUGAAUGUCGGUUAUGGUUUUCCCAAACUGUCCAUCAGAAACCAUCGAUCACGACUGAGUGUGCUUCUCACCUUGACAUUUACACCCUGAGCCCAGAUAGUCCUCGUUUUCUGAAUAUUGAGUCUUCGAACUCCAGGAAAAGGUGGUUCCACCAAGGUCAUUCCGUUGUGUCCAUCACGGAUGAUGACACUCUCGCGGCCAGCUGACUUGGAAUCCAGACCAGGAUCAGGCUGACAAUCCGUCAAACGACGGAAAAGAUGGUCCGGAAGAAGUUCGGCUAGAAAUGGAUGGCUCCAGGCGAUUGUGACUCCCCAGUUGCGAUCUCUGGGUUCGCUUUCUCUCUCAAUAACGAUGUAGUCGAUUCCAUUCUGUUUUAAGUCAGAGCCUUUCAUGCAGAACAAGAGGAGACCAAACCUUUUGAAGUCCCUGGGCAAUAGCCAAACCUGAU